UGUGGUCUUUUAAAAACAACUGAGGUGUCCUUGGUCCCUUGUUGCGUCUUUUCAAUGCCAAGAAUACCAGUAUUAGCUUUAAAGCUUCCUUGAAAAUGUUAGUCAUGUUGAAUUAGCUAAUAAUAUCAAGAUUCAGUGUGCUCCUUGCUGAAGAAAUGCAACUUUAACAACUGCAAAUGAUGCAAUCGUUGCUACGUUUUUUUGUUGAGUGGUGAGGAAUAUUGACGUUUAGUGGUGUGUGUAAAAAUGAAGCUGGUAGUCGUAGCCUUUCUGCUGUCGAUCGACAUAGCUGUCGCGAGACCAAAAUCUAGCAGCACGGAUGGUGGUAUCGUUUUAAAUGACAUACCAACAAAUUCAGGGUCUAGACCAAGGAUUGAACAGCCUUACCUCAGGCAUGCCUUAACCAGUGAACUAAGAAGGUCUGAAGGCCAAGACUUUUGUCGCAAAACAGCAAAAUGUCAGCCAGUCAAAAAUCCUAUUUGCCUGACAACAAAGUUACCCUAUUCCCAAACAUCUUUGGAACUAGUGACUGACUCGCACACACAAGAUGAUGUUCAGGAUAAGCUAAUGUUUUGGCAAAAUUUAAAAAGUGUUCCUAAAUGCUGGGCUGUAAUUCAGCCAUUUUUGUGUGCACUUUAUUUGCCAAGGUGUGAAAAUGGCACAGUAGAACUCCCAUCUCAGGAAAUGUGCAAAGUCAUACGCAAUCCCUGUCGGAUUGUAGAAAUGGAGCAUAGAGGAGGCUGGCCAGAUUUCAUGAGAUGUGAAGACACUGAAAAAUUCCCUUCAGGUUGCAAGAAUGAAGUGAGAGAGCUGAAAUUCAACAUAACUCCCAAGUGUCAGUCACCUUUGGUGGAAACAGAUAACAGUUUGGCCUAUGUUGAAGGAGUCGAUGGAUGCGGAUUACCCUGCAAUUCUCCUCUUUUCACAAAAGAAGAACAUGAGCAAGUCCAACGAUUUACACAGACGCUUGUUGCCAUGUGUCUAACCACUAAUUUGUUCGCCGUGUUUACGUUCCUGAUUGAUUGGCGUUCCGCUUCACGUUAUCCGGCUGUCAUCAUCUUUUACAUGAACGUGUGCUUUGCUGCCGCUUGUAUUGGCUGGAUUGCGCAGUAUAUUCCAAGUGCAAGGCAAGAUAUCAUUUGCAGAAAAGAUGGCACAGCCCGUGUAUCCGAACCAAGUGGUGGAGAAACGCUGUCAUGUGUUGUUAUAUUCAUCUUAAUAUAUUACUUUCUCAUGGCCGCUUGUGUCUGGUUUGUCAUGCUAGCCUAUUCUUGGUUCGUCAGCUUCCAAGCCCUUGGUAAAAUCCGUGAAAAAGUCAGCUCAAAAGCGGCUUACUUCCACUUGAUUUCCUGGUCGAUUCCACUAGUUCUUACAAUCACGUGCAUGGCGCUAGCUCAGGUUGAAGCACAAAGUCCACAUGGAAUUUGUUUUGUGACCAACAGCAAUGUGGUGCGAUCUGGCUUUGUGCUGGCCCCUGUGUUAAUUCUGCUUUUCGUUGGUCACGUCUUCCUUUACCGUGGCCUCCUUAUCUUGAUUCGCCUAAAGCUGGGUAGUGCUGCCUCCAUCUCUGCUUCUGCUAAUUCGAAACUACGCAAUACCAUCGUUCGCCUCGCUUCGUUCUCCAUUUCCAUCAUUGGUUCCGUGGUACUGACCUUCGUUUGCCACAUUUAUGAAUUUGAAAGAAGAAGUCAGUGGAAAACUUCAUUUCGUUCCUACAUGGUUUGUUUGGCCAAUCAAAACACGUCUAGAAUCCAGAACCAAGGCCUAGCCGAUGACUGUGAAUUAGAAUCUCGACCAAGUAUGACCAUCACCCAAGUCCAUCUGAUUGCCGUCUUUGGAGCUGGAGUAGCCGUUUCAUCGUGGGUUUGGACGAAAGCUUCCGUCCUGGCUUGGCGGAGAUGGUAUCGAAGGACGUUCAAUAAAAGACCGUUGGAUGAACGGGUUCGCAUUCGCAAGCACAAGAUCAUCGCUCAGGCAUUUGCCAAACGACGGGAUCUAAACCACAUGGGUCGGAUGUCCAUCAGUAUACACAGCACUCACGACGACCCAGUAGGUUUCGGCAACCUUGACCUCAAUAGUGCCGCUUCCAACGACGUUAGUUCUGCGUGGGCAGCGGCUAUCCCAAAAUUCGUCACGCGGCGGGGAGCCAUCGUUGGUGCAGCUGGUGCGUUUGGACUGCGUCGCAACAGUCUCGACUCCGAAAUAAGCAUGAGCGCAGUUCGUCGUAUUUCUGUUGAAUCGAGAGCCAGCCAAUCUCGGCGCCACUCGUUCGAUUCGCAGUAUUCUGUCCACUCUCAACAAACAACGGACUUGGAGCGCCUGACAAGAUUACACUUUCGCCAUGGUGGCCGAAAACGCAAUAACAUGCUUCGUGGUGGACGAAAAAUGGCGCUGAGACGUCGGGGUAGCAUUACAUCUCAAGCCAGCUCAAAAGGAUCACAAAUCCUGCCAGCUAUUACAAAACUAGCGCUCAGAAAUCGACGAGGCAGCAUCACUUCAUUGGCCAGCUCAAAAGGAUCGCAAAUCUUGCCAGCUAUUACGAAACGCAAAAAUCAAUUGCUUCCUCUUGGUGCAACUGGAGCGACUGUUGUUCAGAUUCAAACCAAUGACAAGCGACAAUCAUCGCAAGUUGACCUGGAAAGAAUUGAGCGCUUUUCGCUCAACUUGCCAGGCGAUGGAAGUAGCGACGAGAGUGAUAUCGACAAUGGCGAAUCGUGCAAAAUCACUGCAGCGCCCGUCACGCAAUCGACCCAAACUACCGUCGCAUGGAACGUGGCCACGCAGACAUCGCCCAGUUUAUCGACUCUUCGACCUAUUUCACUUAAGGUUGCUAAACCAACUACGCAAUCUGUAUCUAAAGGAACACAGGUGACUUCAUCAUCUUCAUCAUCUCCGUCAUCCUCUGCAUCCACUUCGCCAGCCGUCCGCAAAUCGUUACCGAAACCCUCGACAAUGGCCAACGUCUCGAGCUCAAAGUGCCACAGAGAGCGCGGCCAAGCUGAUGGUUCGCCUAAUGGAAGCUCUUCAGACUUGUCGGGGCAUGUAUCAGCAAGCGGGCAUGGUCUAAGCUCACCGUCUCAAUCAUUGCUCGAUUACUUACUUCCCAUAAAAAAUCAGUCCGAAAAGAAAUCUGAUGAUAGACAGCUCAAUGGUUCCAAGGGCAGUUCCAGGUCCAACAGGAAUAGGAAGGGCCGUUCACGUGGCGUGGAAGCUAUUGAAUUAGACCGUUCCUCCAUCGCUCGUCUUCUUGAAAAAUUGCGAGAGGAAGACCACAAAGCGGCAGUUGAAGCGGCAAAUGCAGCUGCUAUCGAUUCGGACGAGCGCCCAAAACGUUCCUACGAUCGGCGACAUCGCGUCGAACGUAAUCGUCGCUCUCAAUCUGAACGACACGACGGCAAUGAAAUCGAAUUAGAUUGCCUGCUAAGCUCCAAAAAUUCCAAUCGGUCCGAUCGAUCUAGGAAAUCAGACAGCCGUCGGUCGCGUUCAAAGCAAGAAACGGUUGUCAAUGAUGAUGAUAUAUCAUAACGAUCAAAUCCAUUUUACUCUGACUUGUCUAUUCAGUUUUACUUUUUUUCCUAUUUUCCGACAUCUUUUUAUUUUAUUUCACCGUACUCGAACGUGACAAUCGUUUCUUUUCAAUGACCGUUUUUUUUUUCAAGUAGAAGGUGAAUCUCAUGCAGCUAAAAUCAAUCAAUCAGGUAGUAUGAGUCCCUUCGCUGCCUUUCUCCAGACUUUUGAAUUCCAUGUAUUCUUCCACUCUGAGUCGUUUGAACUUUAUCGAAUGAGAUCUCUUCUUGAUUAGAGUGUGUCAAUAAAUGUAAGUGCCAUUUGAAA
Messenger RNA from Daphnia carinata, 3834 nucleotides. It is a transcript of the gene smo, whose product is annotated as protein smoothened-like. Gene Ontology annotation, biological process: central nervous system development; positive regulation of smoothened signaling pathway; commissural neuron axon guidance. Bases 247 to 3525 code for a protein of 1092 amino acids. The record is from RefSeq and is a predicted model, not a curated record. Lineage: Eukaryota; Metazoa; Arthropoda; Branchiopoda; Diplostraca; Daphniidae. Gene Ontology annotation, cellular component: dendrite; cilium; plasma membrane. The transcript is spliced from 11 exons. Gene Ontology annotation, molecular function: transmembrane signaling receptor activity; patched binding.